Dermacentor silvarum is the source of this 5012-nucleotide messenger RNA. Its product is annotated as solute carrier family 2, facilitated glucose transporter member 1. Gene Ontology annotation, molecular function: hexose transmembrane transporter activity. NCBI's taxonomy places the organism in Eukaryota, Metazoa, Arthropoda, Arachnida, Ixodida, Ixodidae. The coding region runs from base 137 to 1606 and encodes 489 amino acids. Gene Ontology annotation, cellular component: membrane. Gene Ontology annotation, biological process: monosaccharide transmembrane transport. The record is from RefSeq and is a predicted model, not a curated record. The transcript is spliced from 11 exons.
GCGGUCGGCGCUAUCGGCGGCGGCGGCCUCUCCAACGACGAAGGCGCGGGCGCCUGGGGACCAGCGUCGGCCUCCUUCGCCGUCAGACGCCGCGAAAGACAGCCGUCGGGCGGGAAGCGGCUAUCCGCAGCAGGCGAUGCCCUAUCAGCAGCAACAGGGCCUGACGCCGACGCUGGUACUAGCAGUGCUGUCGUCCGCCGUGGGAUCCGCCUUCCAACAUGGCUACCACCUGGGUGUCGUCAACUCACCGCAAGAGGUGCUGGAGUCGUUCAUCAACGAAACGUUGGCGGAACGCUUUGGCGAGCCGACGCCGCGCAGCGCGGUGACGCUGGUGUUCAGCGUGUUCGUGGCCGUGUUCUGCGUCGGGGGCAUGCUGGGCGGUCUACUCACCGCAGUCGUGGCCGACCGGUUCGGCCGCAAGGGCGGGCUCAUGCUCAACAGCGGCCUGGUGUUCGCCGCUGCCGCGCUGCUCACGCUGGCCAGAGGAGCCGCGUCCUGCGAGCUACUCGUCGUUGGACGCCUGGUCGCGGGAGUGAAUGCCGGUCUCACAGCGGGGCUGGCUCCGAUGUACCUGACAGAGAUAUCGCCUGUGCGGUACCGGGGCGCGGCUGGCACCAUCUACCAGCUCGUGCUCACUCUGUCCAUCCUGCUGGCACAGCUGCUCGGUAUCCCCCAGAUUCUGGGAAACGACGAGCUGUGGCCGUACUUGUUCGCGCUCACCGUGGUGCCGUCAGUGCUGAUGGUGGUGUCGCUGCCUUUCUGCCCGGAGUCGCCCAAGUACCUGCUGCUUGUGCGGGGCAGGCCCAAGCAAGCCGAGGAGGCGCUUAUCCGGCUCCGUGGUACACGUGACGUAGACAAAGAGAUGGCCGUCAUGAAGAACGAAGCCGAGGCCGCCGAAUUCGUGCCCAAGGUAACUUUGCCAGAGAUGAUUCGCAACGCUGCGCUUCGAGCACCGCUUAUCGUCUCAUUAAUGGUCAUGUUGGCCCAGCAGCUAUCGGGAAUCAACGCGGCCAUCUUCUUCUCGACGGACAUCUUCAAGACGGCGGGCCUGUCCGCUGAAGGGGCCUUGCGUGCCACUCUCGGCCUAGGCUUGGUCAACGUUCUCAUGACGCUGGUCUCCAUGGUCAUCGUAGAACGUGCGGGCCGCCGGACACUGCUGCUCACGGGUCUCGCCGGCAUGGCACUCUGUACCAUCGUACUCACCGUCACGCUGGCCCUCAAGGAACACGCUACGUGGGUGUCCUACAUCAGCAUCGCGGGUCUUGCCAUGUUCGUCAUCGCAUUCGCUGUUGGUCCAGGCUCGAUACCGUGGUUCCUGGUGACGGAGUUGUUCGGCCAGGGCGCCCGUCCCAUUGCUACCAGCUUGGCGGUGGCCGUCAACUGGGCGGCCAAUUUCAUCGUGGGGCUCGCCUUCCUACCACUCAUGGAGGAGAUCGAGCACUUCACUUUCCUGAUCUUUACGCUGGUGCUGGUGUUCUUCUGGGUCUUCAUCUACAAGAAGCUACCGGAGACGAAGAACAAGAGCAUCGAGGCCAUCACCAAUGUUUUCCGGGCGCGAGUCUACCAGGAAGACGUGGCCCUGAGCAAGCUCAACGGACGAGCGUGAACUCCAGGCUCAGUGGUUUCUGCAGAUUGGUGCACGAGUCGAUGCCAUGGGUCUUCGGGCAAGGCCUGAGCGCAGGACACUGGUCUCAGCACAGUUCCCGCGAGGUGCGCGUUCAAUUGAAUGGGCUGUCGUGAAACUAAAGGCUGCGACGAAAAGGGAGACAGCUGCUUAAGGCGCUAUCGCACUAUGAGGAUGCGGCUUCGACACCGACCAAUCAGUAUUGUGGACGAUCGGUAGACUGGUCAGUGACGUUGUCGCCGGACCGGCUUGUCACAAUUAGUUACCAUCAACGCUAGCACGACCAACAAUCUGAAAUAUCGCCGGCUGACACCUUUCAUUUCGAAGACGCUACGAAAACGAACUUAUCGAUGAACUAACUCUUGGUAAACCGACCACUAUAGGCGUGCCUUGAAACCGCACCUUGUAUUUUUUAGUAUUUUCUUUACUUUUCGCACUCGCGUUUCGAUCUACAAAGUCACGAUACGUUUCUUUUAUUAGCAGGAGCAUUUAUUGCAGCACGGCUCGAGCAAUGCGUGCUCACGCCAUGUCACGAAAUGAGUAACUGCGGGGCAACGAGUAGAGGCUAACGGCAUGACCGAUCGGAGCUGGGUUCACAUUGCGACGAGCGGUCUUGCGGGCACCUCGCAGGACUCCAGAACACGCGACCCGCCCAGCCCUCGUACACGACCCAUUAGGCGUUCGGUCGACUCAACGUUUCUGUAUUGCGUUUCUACCCUCCCACCCUCACCCCGCGUCCUACACCGUCACAGUGCGGCCCGCAAGAGCUUGUCCGUGCGUGUGCUCCCCGAAGUUUGACGCGAGUUCGAGAACCCCGAGUUAGCGUUAAAAAAAAAAAAAGAAGAAAAGGUCUGCCGACCACCGGCUCAAGUGGACUCUUACAGGAUUCAGCGACAAGUAUUCGCUACUGUUGGUGUUAGUGCAAUGCGACAUGGCAGACGACGUCACGAUAACACGUUGCUGGCAGAAACAGUCGGCUGACUGUUCGUGCAGUGUGACAGCGGCUUUAUAGAGAACGCAGCACUGCAAAGACAGACCUGCAAUCGUUUUUUCCCGAACGACAUAUUUCCGGAGCGUCUGGGCUGAAGUCCCCGGCCGGUCCAAAUCAUCUUAGCAAUCAGCGGGAGCUGAACGCUUCUGCCUCUUCACCGAUCGACGCGCGGACACAGACGAAAGGCACAUGGCCAGCGUUCGGCGCAUCCGCAUCUUCGUCCAUGACCAGGACAUUAUUUGACAGUGUUGUGAGAGCUUUCGGACUGCAACGCGUGUUCGUUUCUAUUACAUCACUCGUGGUGGCUCGACAAGUAUGUACAUCGAAGAAGCAGCGCACUUGAAGGCGACAAGAAGAGGCAUUAGAUGUUUAGUGAGAGCCGGAAAGGGUACAGAUGACAGAUGACAAUUAUAACACACGACCCUGCACCCUUAGUUGCACAAAAUACUGGAUCACGAUCCCUCGAUGCAACGUGAAAGCCAUACAUAUAGCUUAUGGUGGACCUUUGCUUUCGAAGGACGGGGAGGAGAUGGAAAUAGCGAGUUGUAAGCAGAACUUAUGUUAUGUUCUAUAACACCACCCCGUUUUUCUAGUUAUUUUAGGAGUGUUAUACUUGAUGCUGUAUGAACGUCGACAAGGUGACGAUGGCACUAGUAAAACAAUAAAACGCCGAUUAAAAUGUCCGAGAACUAUUGCAAACAUCUGCCCACGCUAUACAGCUCCCUACUUAAGCACAAGCCUUGCCUCGGAUGUUGGAUUAGCGGUAAAUUAUUUUCCUGGCAAUGUAAAAAAGAAAAUAACCAAGCAUUUUCAACAAGAAAAUCCGGCAAUAAUUGUAAUGCAGGGGUGUAGAAACUCCGCAGGCUAAACUGCUUGUACACCGUUUUCUUCCCCCUUAACUUUUUGAAAGGUCGUUUCCUCAAGUGCGCUGCUAUUACGAUCUUGUGUGAAUGAAAUGAUUUCCUUGUCUGUUUUUAUGUUUUUAUUUUAAAUUCCGCCCGAGCAGCUAUUGAAAAUUAGCACCCUAAUCUUUUGGUCUUUCUUCAGCAGCACCGGCUUCGACUGACCGAGGUCGCGUUGCAAAUAGUUUGUCCUUUUGAGUUUUCAGGUUGGUAGUUUAAGUCAAGACUUGAGGGAUGUCAUGAAAGUAUAUUCACCUUAUAAAGUGAAUACCUUAUCUAAGCGCCCUAGACGCGUAUCUGAGUAAGAGGUUAGAUUAGCGUAUUAUUUAAUUUCGCUUCACGGGUCUUUCACAUAAACAGUUUACACUGUGCGGAAAUUCAGCCCUGCGGAAAUCUGCAUGGUGAAGGAAGCUCUAGAAAAAGGAAAACAUUGUCUGCCGCCCGGCAGUAGAUUCGUAAUUCAGUAGCCUAGUAGCUUGUCUAGCACUUAUCGCUCAGUAACAGUAGCGUCUUGCUAGUAUUGGGUUGACGACAAUCUUUCUCUUUCGCUAGUUUACACUUUGUUUCGUUUCAUUUUUCUGCAACGAUGAAGAAAGCAACAGCGUAAGUCGAAGCCCUGUCAUUAUUGCGAUUUCCGUAUCUGCUUUCACGUAGCCGAUGCACUCUUUUUACAACGUACUAAAGAUCAGGGCGUGUAAAAGCUUACUUUUAUUAUCAGCAAGCCAUAUAUACCCCUAUCUCAAGCAUAGGUACUAACAUUCAACGUUCUAGAAGUGGCAGUUUUGUGCAUUACGCUUCUCUUUAAAGUGCCGGUCAUAUUAGAUCAAAAUUGCAAGCUUGGAAACGUUGUAUUCUUUAGUUGGACGGCAUGGAAAGAAAUAAGGCAAUAAGGAGAUUGCGAUACCAAGUGCUUCUAUAUCCUUAAGCAAAAUGAUUUUUCGCCUGCUUACUAUGAAGAUAAAAGAAUGGAAUGUUCAAUGAAACGAAAAUAACAAAUCGCAGAAUGGGUAAGUAGCUUUUGCGAAGAAUUAUCACCCCAGGCUACUUCCUAAACACACCGCCUCAAGCUUAGUGCUCAGCGAGUAUGUUGCAUCCAAAUAAUAAACUUUUGCGCAAAGCUUCUUUGAAAAACUGCGCUUGUUCGCCACGAUGUAGGCAGCACAAACGCUGCUCUUGCAGAUGAACAACCACGGACAUAGUCACUUCACCGGAUCCAAUGUUUCGUGCAUGAGGCAGUAAUUCGUAGGGAAACUUAUGACGCACGUAACAUGCACGUCGAUGACAUGCAUGUGAAGCGCAAGUGUAAGUCUGUUAUUCUGUUGACACUUUUUCUUUCUUUCAUGAAUUCACAUUCAACAUUCAAAAUGCGUGAAUGUUAUACAGGAGUAAGAAGUACAAAGAAGUGCCUCAGCUGGCUUAGGCAUCUUAGGCCGCUGGCAUAUUUCCUACUAUUUUUGUACAAUAAUUGACAAGAAAAAUAAACAUGUGUGUCGUA